GAGAUGGACUGCCAAAAGGGGCCUGUGUUUACAUUCCCUUCAGCCACUUCGCCUAGGGCAGUGUCAAGCAAUAGGUUAAUGUCUGCCCACUGUGGGCUAUCUCUGUGUGGGACUCUCAGAGAGCGUUGUGGCGCCUGGUGGGCAGGAAGGGGUUAAUGAGCCCUGCUGCUUCCUCCCUGUGUCCUGUUACUGCUGAGGCAGACCUGCCCAGCCAGCUGAGCAACUUUCCCACCGACUAUAGGAGGCAGAGCUGCUCCCCAGCUUCGCAGGGCUUGGGACCCCUGCUGGCUUCCUGGUAUGGUGGGGUCUGCCCUUCCUGGGCAGGGUGAGUUGCAGGAGGGCAGAACUGGAUGGAUCUGAGGGCACCGGGACUGUCCCAUUCCCAACCUGCUGGGACUGGCAGGUCACUGCAGAGCCUGGUCUCUGGCUCCUGGGCUGAGCCGAGCCUCCCCAGGCUGCCGCCGCUGCCGCCACUGCUGCUGCUUGUAGAGGGAGGCUGCACCAAAGCUCCAUGAAGAACCCUUCAUAGCAUCGGUCCUUUCCCUACUGAGACCAGCAUUCUUUGUCCACGGAUUUCUUGGGGCCAGAACCGGUGAACUUUAAUCCCUUGCUCUAAGUGCUUCCUUUCUGGCUGGGGGAGGGGACGGCCAUCCCCAGUGCCCCCAGCCAUGACGACCUCAGCUCUGAGACGACAAGUGAAGAAUAUUGUGCACAAUUAUUCAGAAGCAGAAAUUAAGGUACGUGAAGCAACCAGCAAUGAUCCCUGGGGGCCGCCAAGCUCCCUCAUGUCUGAGAUCGCUGACCUGACUUUCAACACCGUGGCCUUCGCCGAAGUCAUGGGCAUGAUUUGGAGACGGCUCAAUGAUAGUGGGAAGAACUGGCGCCAUGUAUACAAGGCUCUGACCCUGUUGGACUAUUUGCUAAAGACUGGCUCUGAUAAAGUGGCCCACCAGUGUCGGGAGAACCUCUACACCAUUCAGACCCUCAAGGACUUCCAGUACGUGGACCGUGAUGGCAAGGAUCAGGGCAUCAACGUUCGGGAGAAGGUCAAGCAGGUGAUGGGGCUGCUGAAGGAUGAGGAGCGACUGAAGCAGGAACGGACCCACGCCCUUAAGACCAAGGAGCGCAUGGCCCUUGAGGGCUCCGGCAUCGGCAGCGGGCAGCUAAGCUAUAGUCGCCGCUCCUCCCACUACGGGGAUGAGUUCAGCCGAACCAGAGGAUCCCCUUCUUCCUACAACUCCUCAUCUUCAUCUCCUCGAUUCACCUCAGACUUGGAGCAAGCUAGACCCCAGACCACAGGAGAGGAGGAGCUCCAGCUGCAGCUGGCACUGGCCAUGAGCCGGGAGGAGGCAGAGAAGCCGGUCCCUCCAGCCUCCCACAGGGACGAGGAUCUGCAGCUACAGCUGGCACUGCGUCUGAGCCAGCAGGAGCAUGAGAAGGAGGUGAGGUCCUGGAGGGGAGAUGACUCCCCCUUACCCAAAGGCGCUGGGGGCCAUGGUCACCGGGACCAGGACCCUGAAAGAGAAGAGGAAAAGGAAGAAGAAAAACUGAAAACCAGCCAGUCUUCCAUCCUGGACCUUGCUGAUAUCUUUGGACCAGGACCAGCUCCACCCUCCACACACAGCUCUGCUGACCCAUGGGAUAUCCCAGGUCUCAGGUCUACAGUAGAACCUGUUGGCUCCUCUUGGGGACCCUCGGCAGACCCCUGGUCUCCAGCACCUUCUGGGGAUCCUCUGUCCCGGAGCCAGCCUUGGGAUUUGCCCUCGGUUCUCUCAUCUUCGGAACCCUGGAAGCGGACACCUGGGCCACCCCUGUCUAUGGAUCCCUGGGUGAAGGAUUCCCCCCAUCACAAGCCCUCUGGCACAGGGACAGACCCUUGGGGAGCUAGCUUGGACACUCCCAAUACACCCACAGCUCUAGGUGGUUCAGCCUUUGACUUAUUUGCCAAACUUCCAGAAUCAACAGAAGCCAGAGAGGGGCCUGAGAGUGCCCAGACCCUCCCCUCCAUGCGGCCUGGCAGCCCUGACCUAGACCUCUUUGGAGACCCUCUCCCUAACUCCAAGCAGAAUGGUACAAAGGAGCCAGAUACUUUUGAUUUGGGAGGACUUGGUGGGGCAUUGACUCAGCCAGGCAAGGAUGGUCGAGCCUGCCAGACCCCUGAGUCCUUCCUGGGACCCUCAGCCUCCUCUCUGGUCAACCUUGAUUCACUAGUGGUGGCCCCACAACCUCCGAAGACAAGGAACCCAUUUCUUUCAGGUCUCAGUGCCCCGUCCCCCACCAACCCAUUCAGUUUGGGUGAGCAGGGAAAGCCAACUCUCAACCAGAUGCGGACGGGGUCUCCGGGGCCCAAUCUGGCCUCCUCAGUGCCUAUGGGUGCUCCUGUAGGCUCAAUGACCUACAGCGCCUCUCUGCCCCUUCCCCUCAGCAGUGUUCCAGCAGGAAUGACCCUUCCUGCCUCUGUCAGCGUUUUCCCUCAGGCUGGCACCUUCCCUCAGAUGCCUGGGACCUUGCCUCAGCCCCUGCUCCCCAUGUCGGGUUCAGCGGGACCCUUGAACCCCUCUUCUCAGCCAGGCACCAACCCUUUCCUUUGAACUCUGCCCUUCUCUUCUCAGCUCUGACUUUUGUCACCUUCUUCUCACCUUCCUGGAAACAAUUUCCACGUCUCUUCCUAUUGCUUCUCUGCCUCUGUGCCCCGGUCAGCCGCUGGCAGCUGACCAGAGCUUUCCCUGUCCCUGCUUAAGGGGCUGGGGUAGUGGAUAGGGGCACUGUCCCCACCCCACUUAGGUCAGUAUGAAUGUUGCCUGGAUGCUUUGUUCCCUGUCCCAUCUCAGGAGUGAGAGAGGGUCUUGGGGAGCUCAGGGAAAGGACAUCCUAGGAGCCAGAAUCCUCUAGGUUUUGUUUGGGCUGGAGGAAUGGCUUUCCAGGCUCCAGCUAUCCCUUGAAGGGGCUCAUGUAUGUAUGUGUGAAGGGCUCCAAGAUACCACAAGUACUGUAGUGCAUAGCACAGAAGAAACCUGGUGACCAGAAGCCUUUUGGAGCCACGGCAAUGGUCCCAGAAUAAAUACAUGAAUUAGCACGAUAGAACCAAGUUGUGCUUGUGGCCUUCCUAUGGUGGUGAGCGGGUCUAUGGUGAAUGUCUCUCCAUGAAAGGGAGAAGUAAGUGGGCAUCGGGGUGGGCAUUUCUUCUGGAGUUCCUUUUCAGCAUCCAUCUCUCAAAGCUCUUUGAGGUGGGAAGGGGAAGAGGAUGGCAUCUGAAAAGUAGAGAUCAGCUCUUGGGUUUGCAUGUCCCUCUCAAAAAGCUUGGCCCAUGAAGAUGCUUUCUCUUGGUUGGAUCUCUAUUGCCCAAGGCCUGAACUUCACUCUUUGAUUCAUAGGGAUUCUUAGAAUUAAAAUAAAUUUCAGGUUAUUAGAGGUAAAAAGACUUUGGGAGACGGAUAAGGUAGAGACAAUGCAAGAAAAGUAGAAGGCAUUUCCCUUCUUUCCAAGUAAUUUGUAGAACUAUUGGGAAGAUAAGGUAUGGAAGCCCCAAAACUUGAAGUGUUCCAUGGAUUCAUCAAAUGAAGAUUCUCCUCAUCAAAGCAGAUAGAAACUUUUCUCUUGGAUAACUGGUCUCCAUUCUUCCAUAAAUCCUCUUUAUCCACUCAUUAUGCUAGAAGAUCACCUCUAACUCUUUUAAUAUCUUUCACAGUUAACUAUGCAACUACAUUAUUCAUUCAAUAAGCAUUUAUUAAGUGACUGCUCUGGGCCAGGCAGGCACUCUGCUCGUUGCUGGGAAUAAUACAAAGAAAAAAACCUCCCUGUUCUCAAGGAGUUUUCACCAUAUGGUGAGAGGAAGGGAGGUGGGGAGAAGAUAAGUACUUAUAAGAAAUAUAUGUAUAUAUACAUAUGUAUGUAAUUUUGAGAGAAGAACAACAUAUACAGAGAUAACUAAUUACAAUAUAGGUAUUUAGGGGCAACAAAAAAUUUUCACAGAUAAAUAGUUAUUUAUAUAUACAUAUACUAUGUAAUUGGGAAGAACAAUGUAUACAUAGAUAAAUUACAAAAUAUCUCUAUAAAUAUAGAGAUAAAUGUAAUUUGAGGUGGGGGAACAAAGGACAUGGAUAACUACAAUAUAUAUAUAUACAUGCAUAAUUUGAGGGAACAAAGUAUACACAGAUUACUAUAUUUGUAUAUUUAGAUAGAUAUGUAAUUCAGCCAGAUAACAAAGUAUCCAGUAAUUAUAAUGUAUGUAUUUGUGGAGAGCUCCAAGAUACCAUAAGUACCAUAAUGCACAGCACAGAAGAAACCUGGUGACCAGAAGCCUUUUGAAGCCAUGGCAAUGGUCCCAAAAUAAUAUAUGAAUUAGCAUGUAUUUGGAUAAGUAAUUAUAAUAUGUCUAUAUAUACAUAUAUUUGUAAUUUAGCAAGAAAUAAGGUAUAACCAGAAAAGUAUAUUGAUACAUGUAUAAUUUGAGCUAUAACAAAGUAGUCAAAUAAGCAAUUAUGUAUGUAUGUAUGUCUGCAUUUUUAGGAGGAGAGGAAUUAAGGAUUGACUUUUCAUAGGAGGUAGCAUAAGCUGGGCCUUGAAGGGGGUGAAGGAUUCUAAGAGAAGAAGAUGAUGAGGUAGAGCAUCCCAAGUAUGAGAUCCAAAGGCAUGGAGGUAGAUGAUGUGUGUGAGAAAUAGCAAGUCUACAAGAUAAGGUGAUUUCUAAAGUUACUCCCUUCCUCAGUCUGAUAUCUUGUGUGGCACUUUUCAUCAUUGGACACCCAUCACAGCCUAGUUAUGCUUAAUGUCAGACUUUUUACACUCCUUAGAUCCAUCCACAGUCUGGAUUCUUCAGUCUUAUGGCCAUGGUCUGAGCUUCCCAGACACAUGAGAUCACUAGAAAUGUUUCUUCAUAGCAUUGAACGCACCUGGGAUAAUUUGCAUUGUGUGAUUUCCACACAUGCUCCAACCACCCUCUUAUUCAAAUCUUGGCCAGUCUGCCAUCCAGCUGCAGAAUUAUCCAAAGUAUGUGUGUCAUGAUAAACUAACUCAAUGGGUGUCAUGAUGAAUAAACCCAAUGAUCUGUCCAUCUAGCAGCAUGGAUAGCUUGCAUCCGUUAGCCAAAAAAGCCAGCAAAGUACCAAAUGUAAAUGCUUUAGGAGUUCCACAACUGGAGAGUCAAAAGUCAUGUCAUCCAACAUGAACGAGGAUUUGAACUCAGGCUCUCUGGCUCAGGAGCCAGGACACAAAGGGCAGCAAAAAAGUGCCAAUUUUCAUGAAAGAAACCUGAGCGUGGCCUUGAAAGGCAGGGAGGCUAGAAUCAAAGAAUGCCAUUAAAGACUUAAAGGCAAGUUUAUAGAGUGUGCCAGGGAUCUCUCUGGCCCCAUAUCUUUUUAUCACAGAUUUGGAUAGAUGCCUAGAAAGCAUGUUUAUAUGAAAUUUAUAGAUAAUACAAAACUGGGAGGGAUAACUGUCAUAUGGAAAUUGUCAGAAUACAAAGAGAAGGUGAUAUUAAAAUGAUGAACUCUUAUCUAAAUGAGAUUUAAUAUACCUAUAGAAUUACAUCCUAUUAUAGUAGCUGAUAGUGUUUUAAAGUUUGCAGAGGCUUCAGCAGAGGUAAUCAGGCCCAAAUCUGCUGGACUGGGACACUUCCAAUACUGCUGAACAUGUGGUCUAUUCUCACCGAUGGGGAAACUGAGGCUCAGAGAAAUUCAAUCAUUUGCUCAUUAUUACAAAGCUCAUCAGUACCAAACUCCUAGCAUCCAGGACUUUAACCACUAUUCCAUAAUGAGAUGAAUGUUAAGUCUUACUGUGUGUGUGUGUGUUUUAAAUGAACUUCCCAAUUGUAAAAUGGUGGUGUUGAAGUUAAACAUCUGAAAAAAGAUGUGGAGAUUUUGUAACAAAAUGAGAGUUUGGUUUCAGUGAAACUGAGAAGACUUGUAUGAACUGAUAAAGAGAGAAAGCAUUUUAUACAAUUGCAUCAAAACUAAAAACAGAUAAUUUAAAAGAUUUAAAAAAUCAAAGAAGUGACCAAUCACAUGACUGCAGAGGACUGAUGAUAAAGUUACCACCCCAUCUCCUUGACAGAAAAAUGACACUUCACUCAGAAUGCAAAAUAAGAUAUAUAAAAAAUAUAUAUUUUUAAAAUAGCCAUGGGAAU
This is a messenger RNA of Sarcophilus harrisii (Tasmanian devil), 6124 nucleotides long. RefSeq names its product epsin 3 (gene EPN3). The transcript has 10 exons. The record is from RefSeq and is a predicted model, not a curated record. Gene Ontology annotation, cellular component: endosome; plasma membrane; clathrin vesicle coat. Gene Ontology annotation, molecular function: clathrin binding; phospholipid binding. Gene Ontology annotation, biological process: endocytosis. The coding region runs from base 669 to 2591 and encodes 640 amino acids. Lineage: Eukaryota; Metazoa; Chordata; Mammalia; Dasyuromorphia; Dasyuridae.